Messenger RNA from Peronospora matthiolae, 2991 nucleotides. NCBI's taxonomy places the organism in Eukaryota, Oomycota, Peronosporomycetes, Peronosporales, Peronosporaceae. The record is from the annotation of a GenBank genome assembly.
AUGACAGGAGGACAAGGUCUUCAAGCGCACCCAAUCACCACUUUGGACGCUAUCCGCACCAAGCUGCAGAGCACAUCCGACCCUCAUUUACAAGCUCGUUUACUACUCCAAUAUAGCUCUACGGCGGCCUCGCCAGGGUGCAGAACUGCAGCUGCUAUUGAUUUUCUCUUUUCCUUUUUACAGCAGCAUCAGACGCAAUCGGAGGCACCGAACGAGAGGAAGCAAGCGAGCAAGAGUGGAGCGAUCGUGGUGGGUGCUACAGUACGUGGACUGAGACAGCUUUUGGCUGUCAAGUCUGCCGUGGUGGAACCCAUGAUCCAGGUGGACGCUAUGGCCGAGCAGCUUAUGCAGUGCAUGAGUGUGGGCGAAGAUUUUAAACUCCGUCGAGACAUGAUGUGCAUUGUCGUCGACUGUCUUCUGCUCACACGUAAGUACAAGCAGGUGGAGGCACUGCUACACACGUGUGUGCAAGACCACGACAGUGGUCUACAGGUCAUCUGCUUGCGUGGGUACCUACGAUUACUUGACGCUGGACAGCGCUUCUGUGCUGUUGAGCCGCAUUUGGCUACGAAGAUGUCAGACGUUGUCGUGGAACACUUCGACCGAUUGUUGGGUUUCGUACUGUUUGGACAGAGCGACGAGGUGAAAGUGCUGGCGGCUCAAGUGAUGGUGACGCUGGCGGAUCUGUACCCGCAACAUGACGUUGCUAGUAGUAAGGCAUUCCCAUCGUUGCCAGCUAUAGUGAAGACAAAGAUGCCAUCAUCAUUACCGGAGAAAGUGUUUUAUGUGUUGUGCUUAGCUGGAAAUGAUUCGUCGGACACGGUGCGGUCUGAAGUUGCAAGGUGUUUACGGCGUUUUGAGAGGGUGCUUGCGAGCGAGAUUGUGGAACAUGCCGUGAUGAAGUCGCAGAUUACUGAAUCGGUGGAGGAUGCCGCACCUGAAGAUGUGGAGAAGGAUACGCGUCAUAUGAUGUCCAGUGGCGUGCUGCUUUCACUUUUGGAGGAUGUUGACGCGAAUGUAGCCGCAGAAGCCUCGCGUUCUAUUGCUCGGUUGGGUGAAAUGGCGACCACCCCUAAUGCUGGUGCUGGGCAGUGGAGCCUACGAGCGAUUGAGCGGGCAAUUACGGCUCAUUUUGACGUUCUACCGCGUGCAAAGGUACCAAGCGCUGUGCAGCUGCGUUAUGUGCUAGUAAACUCGUUGAGUCGCCUGCUAGCAUGUCGGCAGAGUCUCGGUACUGCUACGGAUUUUACUAUUUCCAGCACCGAGAUGAGUUGCUUGGUUCGCAGUGCUAUCUCAGGUGCAGACUCUGUUAAUGCUGUGGUGGUUGAAGCUUUGCUCAUAUUUCGAGGGUGUGAUUUGUCAAGUGUGUGGGCGGUCCGGUGUCUUGUCAACUUCAUACUGGAGCUAGGAGCUUUGCCCCUGAUCGACCAUUCUUUCAGCAACUGUGGCAACGACGUUGGUACUGCCAACUGCUCGGACGAGCGACUUCUUGACGUUGUACAAGUACUCGGUAAGAAAUGUGCAAAAGUGUUUCGAACUGAUGUCAUCUUGUCAGAUAGUGUUCGAGAUGCGGCGAGUACCCUGCUCGGUAGUAAGCGUCGUCUCCUAGGACGUAUGUGCCGAGCUUUGCUUGGCCACGCAGAACACUCAAAUGACGAAGCUUCACGGCUUACUGACGAGCCUGAGCCUGCCUUCGUCGGAUCUAGCUUGCUUUUUAGACAUCGUCAAUCCUCAGAGACAGUACACGUCACUUCGUGGAGUUCCUCGAUCAUAUCUGCGCAAGCGUUUUGUGCAAUGAAAAGCCUGCAAGUACCUCCAACGGACGAGAACGUUGCUGUUUAUCUCGGCGUGAUUCAGCGACUUCGCACAGCGGUAGCUGUAAAUGACCUUGAUGCUGCCUUUGGAAUUACACACGUCCUCGUACGCCUGCGUGAGCACGUGCGUUCGUUUCCGGAUGUAUCAGCCGCUCCAGUAUUGGCGACAAACAAGUAUGUAUCGAUGGAAGCUAUGCUUAGUACCAGCCCAUGUGUGAGCUCUGACCGCACCAAUGGUAGUAACGGAGGAAGUCGAGAUCAGACUGAAGCGCAAGCUUUCGGUCAUUUAAGCCUUUCAAUGGAGCUGCAAAGGGGAUGUCAAGAGAUUAUUGACGCUGCAUCGGAAGUAUAUGUCAAAGCUUUUGCUCUGUGUAUAGUGCUCCGCACAGAGCUGCUGCAGCUGAUCAUGCUUGGUCGCAUCGGUCUCGUGCUUGCCUCACUGCAAAGCUCUGGCGAUAGUGUUUUCAUCUCCGGUACGCUGCGGUGGAUAGCUAAAGAGGCAGCUCGGCUGCGUUUCCUUGUUCACGAUAAUCAGGUUCAUGACAGUGUUUGGUUACCAAUCGAAUCGUUGUCGGAAGUCAGCUCGGUGAACGACCUGAAGCGUACCUUUGUCGAUAUCGCUCGGAAAGCGUGGCCGGUGGCGCUUAUCAACGCUGCAAUGUCCCGCUGUUCAUUUCCUUUGGACGGUUUUGGUGGCUGUUCCCAACGAUUAUGUAUUGUGGACGCCUCAAUUCUGGAACCGAGCACGUGUGCAAGUGCCAAGACCGAGCCGCGUGAAAUUACGGCAAAUUGGCCGUUUCAGCAGCGUGUACGUUUCUUGCUGACAAAUGUCCGCGACGUUACGCAAGUAUUCAUCAAAAGCAUGCUUCCUAAUGGCGAUGUGGAGCACCAUUAUGUGCCAGCAAAUUGCAUCCACAACCACGGACGGCGGAAAUACUUGGUCGAGCACACGAUCCGGCUUACGGUGUCGCCAUUUUCGGACCCGACUGCGUUUGUUGUGGCAGUGUGCAUCGGCCAUCCGACCUUGCCCGGCUGUGUAAAGCAAAAUACUUCUGGAUCGAGUGAGGCGAGUCCCCAGAUGUUUACAGAUAUAUCGGUCUCAGUUCGUGUCCCCAUUUUUCACCGCACAAGUCUUUUGUCAAGGCAGUCAGCCGCAAAAGCGUCGACCGCACCGUGA